UGUUAGACUUGAGAAUGCACGAGGUGUGUAUGCUUCUUUUCCAUAGAAAGAAUUGGCUUUUUUGAAGGAUCGCCCUCCAUCUAGACCCUAGUUCCAUUUGAAGUGUUAAUUAUUGAACUAUCAUGUUUACUGYGGAGUCAAAAUUGUGCUGCAUUAUAACUGGAGCUAGCCGUGGAUUUGGUGCUUCUCUAUCAAAAGAGAUAGCAAAACAGUCUUGUAAAUCUGGCAAUUCUGUCUCUCUUGUUCUUGCUGCUCGGUCAUUAUCAGGGCUUGAGAGGACAAAAUCAAGUAUUGGUGAAAUUAAUUCAUCUGCUCAAGUUCACUGUGUGACUACAGACCUUCAAGAUACAGAAUCGCUUUCAUCCUCAAUGGAAAAUGUUUUUGGAAAGGUUGAUCCCAGUGAGUUUACUCAUGUUUUACUCAUUAAUAAUGCUUCAACUAUUGGAGAUCCAUCAAAGACAGUAAAGCACUUCAGUGACUUAAAGGAAGUACAAAAACAUUUUGAUAUGAAUGUCACCGCUCACUUCUAUCUUGUUUCCAGAUUUUUGAAUACUUUUCAUUGUGUCCCAAAGAAAUGUAUAGUGAAUAUUUCUUCACUUUGUGCUACAUUAGAGUGCAUGGGACUUUCUCUCUAUUGUACAUCAAAAGCUGCUGCUGAUAUGAUGUUUAAAGUUGUUGCAAAAGAGGAGAGGGACUUAAGCCAGAAGAAUCAGCAUCUAAAUUACUGAAAAUUCUAAUCAAAGAUGAGUUUUCGUCUGGUAGUCAUGUCGAUUACUACGACUUUGAGUAAUAGAGACGACGCGCCAAAUCMGUAUUAUUAUUAAUAUUAUUCGUAAGAGAUUUUAAAGUACGAUAUAGAAGGCAACGCAUGGUUGUCAAAAGGUCAGCAGGUACAUCGGUUUAUACAACUUAGACCGAUAUUUAAAUACGCGAUUAACUUAAUUAGGGGGUUAAGAGUCGUACACGCCAUAACCCAACACAAGGUUAUGCACUAGUCAAUUGGAACACCCCCCCCCCCCCGACCUCCGGGGAUUACCGGGGAAUUUAACGUUUGAGUGGUGUUUAAUUAAGAUAUUUUCCCCGGUAGUCGGGGGCACAUUCAUUGUUAAAAUCCCCGCUCCUGUUGCCCCGCUAUUUUGGUAGUAGUAAAUAACAAAAUAAAGACCUUUCAAUCAAAUUUUCUGUGAUACACAAGGUUAAUUUUUGCACAAUCCUGUGAACUCAUUUGCGUACUACAUGAGACUGGACGGAGAAAAACAGUCUCAGACAUGUUCAUUGCCCCGCUUCAACCCGAAAACAAUUCAUCAAAAUCCCGACCCCCCGGGGCAAUCUUGCUGUUAAAAGCACGUUAAACACGUGGCACGUCCCCGUUCAGUGCCCCGCUAGCCGCGAGGGUCGGGGGGCAGGAGUUUCAAUUGACUAGUGCAUUACACCACUUUAACCGUAAGUGUACGUGCUCAUGAGACAAUCAUAUGACUAACCUGUUGUAUCAACUGUUUAUUUGAUCUGUUGUAUCUUGCCUUUGAAAAUAACGCGGGCUUGUAUAUCGUACAAAAUACAUGCGCAAACCUUUGUUAAUAAUUCUUGAAACAUUCCUUAUAAAAACCGGUAUAAAAAUUUCUGUCCCUGAACACUAAAGUAAUUUAAAAAAAAGAACAUUAGCCUUCACGUUUAACAUGUCAGGGGCGGAUUCCGGGAGUUGAAAAKGGGGAAUUCCCUUUCCCCCCUCCUCUUUCUAAUUUCUUCAAAGACGAUAAUGAAAAAAAAGCAAAAUAAAACCGUACAUAAUUUUUUAGUGCGUUUUGUUUUUUGUUGACACACACGUCACAAUAUUGAGAAUCUCGAUAACGAUCGGAAAAAUUUUGUUAUAAAAAUGUUACGUUUUUAAAAUAUAUUUGGAUCAGUAAAUUCCCCACCCUCUGGACCCACCCUCUGGAACAUUUCUGGAUCCGACCCUGCAUGCCUUUCGCGCAUGAUCAGUGAGCACCAUUUUAUCAUUUAUCUCAAAACAUAUUUUUACGACGAUUUCUACAAGAAUCUUAACGGAGCUUUUUGUGUAUUUGAUUUAAUCGGUUGUAUUUGUUUCACGGAUUAAGGACGUCCACUCUAUUUAAUGAUAAAUAAUUUGGUCUGAGGGAACACAAAUGAUAUAUAUGCUUUUAUCUUGGGGAAGAAAUCAAAAUAUUGUAUUAUCAUGAUUAUUGGUGGAUUAAAAGAUCUAUUUUCUGUAUUUCUCA
This is a messenger RNA of Exaiptasia diaphana, 2237 nucleotides long. RefSeq names its product sepiapterin reductase. Lineage: Eukaryota; Metazoa; Cnidaria; Anthozoa; Actiniaria; Aiptasiidae. Gene Ontology annotation, biological process: tetrahydrobiopterin biosynthetic process. Gene Ontology annotation, molecular function: sepiapterin reductase (NADP+) activity. The record is from RefSeq and is a predicted model, not a curated record.